Molecule: messenger RNA, 1455 nt
Organism: Micropterus dolomieu (smallmouth bass)
Lineage: Eukaryota; Metazoa; Chordata; Actinopteri; Centrarchiformes; Centrarchidae
Product: alcohol dehydrogenase 1
Exons: 9
Coding region: 51-1187 (378 amino acids)
Biological process (GO): formaldehyde catabolic process
Cellular component (GO): cytosol
Molecular function (GO): zinc ion binding; S-(hydroxymethyl)glutathione dehydrogenase [NAD(P)+] activity
Source: RefSeq, a predicted model, not a curated record
CUUGAUCUUUUUCAACUCCUCAUUUUUUGACACUCAUCUUUCCUGCAAAAAUGGCCACAGCUGGUAAGGUCAUCAAGUGCAAGGCAGCAGUGGCCUGGGAGCCCAACAAGCCUCUGGUGAUUGAGGAGAUUGAGGUAGCCCCGCCCCAAGCCAACGAGGUCCGCAUCAAGAUUGUGGCAACUGGGGUGUGCCACACAGACCUGUAUCAUCUGUUUGAGGGUAUGCAUAAAGAUGGCUUCCCUGCAGUCCUCGGCCACGAGGGAGCCGGCAUCGUAGAGAGUGUCGGGAGUGGAGUCACUGAAUUUCAGCCAGGAGACAAGGUGAUCCCUCUCUUCAUCUCCCAGUGUAGAGAAUGUCGCUUCUGUAAGAGUCCUAAGACCAACCAAUGUGAAAAAGGAUGGGCUGCUGAUCGUCACGAUGUGAUGGCAUCAGUUGACUCCAGGUUCACCUGUAAGGGGAAGAAAGUGCUGCAGUUUAUGGGAACCAGUACCUUCUCUGAGUACACUGUGGUUAACCAGAUUGCUCUGGCUAAGAUCGACCCCGCUGCCCCUCUAGACAAAGUCUGUCUCCUUGGCUGUGGGAUCUGCACAGGAUAUGGAGCAGCAGUUAAUACUGCUAAGGUGGAACCGGGCUCCACGUGUGCUGUGUUUGGCCUGGGAGCUGUGGGUUUGGCUACAGUCAUGGGCUGCAAGGCUGCAGGAGCCGAGAGGAUUAUCGCUGUCGACAUCAAUCCAGAGAAGUUUGAGAAGGCCAAGGUGUUUGGCGCGACUGACUUCGUGAACCCCAAGGAUCACACUAAACCCAUCAGCCAAGUGCUGUCUGAGAUGACCAACGGAGGAGUGGACUACUCCCUGGAAUGUGUCGGGAAUGUGGGAGUCAUGCGCAGUGCCUUGGAGUCUUGUGUGAAAGGCUGGGGUGUCAGCGUGCUGGUUGGCUGGACAGACAUGUACGACUUCGCAGCCCGACCCAUUCAGCUCAUCGCUGGACGCACAUGGAAGGGCUCCCUGUUUGGAGGAUUCAAGAGUAAGGAUGGCGUGCCUAAGAUGGUUAAAGCCUACCUGGACAAGAAGGUGAAGCUGGAUGAGUUCAUCACUCACAACAUGACCUUGGCCCAGGUCAAUGAUGCCAUUGACCUGAUGAAGUUUGGCAAAUGCAUCCGGACGGUCCUGAGUGUUUCCAAACAAUAAGACCAUUGUGUUGCUUUGAAUGAUGCCAAAAUCAUUUAAUGGCGUGCAGCUGUGUGAACACAAUAUUCAUCCACACAGUACAAAGCACAUAAUAAAGAGAUCGAUCGAAUGAUGUACAAUGUAUGCGCCUGACCUUGAACAAUCAAUACUGUUCAGUGGAUUAUGUCCAGAUUGUGAGAAUCAUCUGCAGCGUUCACAUAAGCAAAAGCUAAGCAUGUCAAAAUGUUAACAGAGCAAAAUAAAUGGUCUAAACAGAUGGCAUAUGCAA